AUGGCUACGGUAUCUCCGCAAGAGGACGGACACCCCGCGCUUCGUCACGCCAACACCAUCGACUCAAUGGCAUCAGAAGAAGCGAUUCCUACUGAAAGAGGGGACGUAGCGGGACUAUUGGUUGAGCGGUUGAGAGCUUGGAAGCAUGCGGUUGGGUACAUCGAAGCUUAUGUCUCGCAUACGGAAGCUGCGCACAAAGUGAUGGCGAAGGAGUAUGAGAAGGUUUUGAAGACUGUAUCCGAACCGUUGAAGGAGGGACAUCACUUUGCCCAAGACAUCGGCGGCGUUGCCUCAUUCUUCGAAAACGUCCGCACAAACACCCAAGGCAUCACGCAAUCCCACCAUGAAACUGAGCGGGCAUUGAAAACCCACGUCCUACCCAUCCUCGGACGUCUUCACACGGAGAUUAAGGAUCGCGCAAAGCACAUCCAUAGCGCCUCGGAGAAGAGCUCCAAGAGCGUCGCGAAGGCCCGCAACUACACGCAGAAUCACAUAGAAUUGCUGGGCCAGCAUGCUUCGGGCUUUGAUUCCAUGGGAUCUGGGCAGAGCACGGCGGCGGGUGGACUUGCGCACAUAAAUAUCCCCGGAACGCACUCCCAUGGGAAUGGAGGCAAGUUGAAGCCGGAUGUCGACCCGUACAUCUUGCGGAGGGGCGUGCUGCACAGACUGCACAAGCAGGUUAUUGAAGAGAACAAUCAUCGACAGGAUCUACUGGGUGUGCAGAAUCAGAUGCAACAGUUUGAGGGGCAUAUUGUUCAGACGAUACAGCAAGCGCUUGGGUCGUUUUAUGAGCAUGUUGGGGCCCAGGCUGAUAGACAGAAGGCACUGUAUGGGGAUAUUAUUGCUGCCGGUCAAAGACUCCCACUGGAUUUCGAGUGGGGUGGGUUCACGACUAGAUACGCCGACGUACUCAUUGAUCCAUCCUCGCCGGCGCGGUCGAUCGAGUCGAUCCAGUUCCCCAAUCAGGGUCAUCAGAGUACAAAGGCUUUGAUCGAGGGCACGCUGAACAGAAAGGGGAAAGUCAUGAGGAGUUAUAGCGCGGCUUACUACGUCGUCACCCCGUGCAACCCAGAAAUAAGCCUCUACCUCCCGGACUGUACCAUCGGCGCACUAUCCAAACCUCCAAACGCGAAGUUUAUCAUUUCCGGAAAAGAUGCGGGGAGCACCAUGAAGGCUCUAUCGUCCAAACACGAUUAUGCCUUCAAGGCAGCUACUCACGAAGAUGCCGCAAAAUGGCACCAAAUAAUCUCCACCUGCGCGGGCCUCGCCACGAAUGAGUCGCCGUUACAGAGCCCCAUUUCGCCGACUACUUCUGGACCAGCGUCCGGCGCCGCGACGCCGCCGAGUUACUCACGCACCGGCAUACAGGAAUUGGGUGUUACGAAUGUGGGGGGUAAUGGUGCUGGCCCUGCCCCGGCUAGGAAUGGGGUUUCUGGGGUGCCGAUUGUUGUAGCGGGGGAUAUUAAGAAGUCCUGAAUGAAUGGUUAUGUAGUCCAUUUCCUCCUUUCUUCUGCUUGUUGGCUUGUUGGCUUUGGGUUAUCGCGUAUAAUUGGAUGGGGUUGGGGGUGGGGUGGUAAUGAUGGAUUAUUCGUCUUUUUUUUUCUCUUUUCCUUUUUCUUUAGGAUUUAUGAUUCGAUUUGAAUGGGUCCGGCCGGGAAAAACGGUAAACAUGGACGGCCGGUAACCUAUGACAAUACUUCUACAAU
Molecule: messenger RNA, 1706 nt
Organism: Tuber melanosporum (Perigord truffle)
Lineage: Eukaryota; Fungi; Ascomycota; Pezizomycetes; Pezizales; Tuberaceae
Exons: 6
Coding region: 1-1476 (491 amino acids)
Source: RefSeq, a predicted model, not a curated record